AAACGCAGAAGCUUGCUGGAAACAAUAUUAGAUUUUGUGAGUUUUUCAGGGAUUCUCACGAAAUGGAGACUUAUCAGACGUUAAAUCGUGAACUAGUGUCCAGCGUGUGUGAUCUGCGGAAAGAGAAUUGUGCGUUGAGAGAUCUGGUGACCAGUUUGAAGGCAGAAAACAUGAAACUGGCAAGAGAGCACAGUGAUUACAAGCGACGUGUUUCCGAUGCAUUUUCCAAACUAUCUCAGGAAUUUGUGAAUUGUACAAAGGAGGUCCUAGAGGAGGUCCCAAAAGUCAGCUUCCAGCAGGAGAUGUCCAAAAUGAGGUAUUCCGUGGCGAUGAACUCUUCAGUAAUUGGCACUUUGCCGCGAUCGAGUCCUGACAAAUGCCAGCAAAACAAAGUCGCUGCAGCUUCAUUCGUGAAUAUAAGACGCCGUAAUUCCUUCCGACAACCCAAAGAGAAUGCGGCAAGCAUUCAGAACAUCCACGAGGACUAUGAACCACAAGACAUGUCGACUGAUGGCAUAAAGGAGUGGCUGCGGAAAGAUUCUAUUCCGGCGAUUUCGGUUGAAGUUCCUGCUUUAGAAGAGACUGAGGAGCAGAGGCGAGAGGACGAGCCUCCACAGCAGACUGAAGAUACCGUGCCAAACAAAGAUCUCAUUUACAAGAACAUGACGACGAUUAUCGAGGAGAACUCCAAGAACAACACAUCGUGCAGUGCAAAGUUACACAAUUCUGUAGCCAAUGUGGCGAAAUUUGCUGCCAGCACUCCUCACAAUGGUAAAGUGGCAACAAGUGAGCCAGUCCGAAUGGAAUUGUCACCGAUUCCCUUCUCUGAUGGCUCCAGAGAUGAGAAAUGCCGGUUGGCCAGCCGAGAGACACGCGACCAUAUCUUUGAGCCUAUCUUCACCAAGCAGACUUCUCUGUCGUCUGAGAUGAGCAAUGGAGACUCCAGUUCCUCCAGCUGGAGGCCUUCACUGAGCCCAGAGCCUCUUAGUAGAGUAACUGUUCGGCGAAGGAAAGGGCGAAUUCAAGAUGUUUCACCGACGAUUAAUCUGGCGCAAGAGUCGGAAGUUCAGAAUGUUGAAAUGCAAGAGACUGAAAACAAAUCUGAAGAAAUCACGUCUCCAGUCAAGGCCAAGAGGAAGCCUAAUAAGAAGAUUUCCAAGAGGCAGAAACUGGGGGACAGAACAAAUCUGACCGCCACCGACGAGACGAGCUCUCAAGUGUGCCCCCAACCAAUUAAAGUGGAGAAUUUGGAGGAAGAAACGCUGUCUCGACGUCCGAGGCGCCGGGCAGCACCGCAGAAUCUCACAGAGCCCAAGAUUAGCGGGAAAAUGCGUCGCACAUAAAUAAAU
Phlebotomus argentipes is the source of this 1349-nucleotide messenger RNA. RefSeq lists its product as uncharacterized. Gene Ontology annotation, cellular component: chromosome, centromeric region; nucleus. Bases 63 to 1343 code for a protein of 426 amino acids. Gene Ontology annotation, biological process: meiotic chromosome segregation. NCBI's taxonomy places the organism in Eukaryota, Metazoa, Arthropoda, Insecta, Diptera, Psychodidae. The record is from RefSeq and is a predicted model, not a curated record. The transcript has 2 exons.